AUGGCUAGGAAGGGCAAUCAGCAGAAGAAUGGGGUUAGUCGUUCCUCACAGAAUGGCAAAAAGAAGGGUUCAGAAACACAUCAAGAAAGAAGACAAGCUACUGACGUGAAGAUUCCUCCUAAAGAGACAACUGUGAACAGUCAUCACUCGAGCAAUGCUUCGGCUGAGAGCAUGAGUCAAGGAACUGGGAAACUAAUGAGUAUGGAUAAACAAGGGACAGAUGCAGCUCAGGGAUUAGAGCACCCAGUUCUGUCUGGGGAAUCUUCAGGGGAUUAUAUUCAAAAUGCAUCUCCUAUGGGCAUGUCCCACGAGAGAGAACAAGGUGGACUAGAUUGUGAUAAUAAUUGUCAAAAUAGCCGAAAAGGUGGCCUGGGCCACAAGCUGAAUGGGCAUAUAACAAAUCUAAUAGAAAAUGUCCACAUAUUUGACAAUUUAGUUGUUAGAAAUGUGAGAAGAUCAGCUUUGUGUGUCCUAAAGGCAGCUGGAGAGUGGCUGGAGUCACAAAGACCUUUUGUCAUUAAUUUAAAAGGUGACAUACUAAAGGCUCGUGACUAUGUCAAAGUGAAGAUUGAGCUGGCCUACCCGGUUGUUUUGAAAUGGCUUGUAUACUUUGGGAACAUAAUGUUUCUCUUAUCAAUGAUUUGGUUGGAUUGCACUCUUAGGGGAAUCGAUUCUUUCCUACGUAUGGGGACUACAUCUUUCUUUUCUAUCAUAUGGUGUGGAAUUUUCUCAGCUAUCGCUAUGGUCGGCAUGCUAAAGUUUCUUGUGGUCUCGGUGCUAGCUGUUCUUGUGGGUAUUUUUGUGGGGUUUGCCGCUGCACUUUUGCUGCUUGCACUUUGUGGCACUGUCUUCUUGUGGUUUUAUGGAAGUUUUUGGACAACAGCUCUUGUAAUCAUCCUUGCAGGUAUAUCAUUCACAUUGAGCCAUGAACGCCUUGCACUUUUCAUAUCAACGAUCUAUGCCGUGUACAGUGCUUGGGCAUAUGUUGGAUGGAUGAGCCUGCUUUUUGGUUUGAAUUUGUCUUUCAUCUCAAGCGACGCUCUCAUAUACUUCCUGAGGAAUAAUAUACAUCAGCCUCAGCGACCCAAUGAUCUACCCAAACAAGCAACUGGAAUGCAAGGUCAACCGUUCAGCGAGGCAUCGCAUCCUUCAUUCUCAGAUGCUGCCCCUGGAUUGUCGGCUGAUCGUAAUUCGGGAAUACCUUCAACUAGUGGGGCUAAUCCUGAAAUAACUUCAGAAGAUGAAGUUGUUCGGUUGUUGAGUUGUUCUGAUCACUAUGCAGCACUGGGCAUCAAUCGUUAUGAGAAUGUAGAUGCUUCUUUGCUCAAGAGGGAAUAUAGGAAAAAGGCAAUGCUGGUCCAUCCCGAUAAAAAUCAGGGAAAUGAGAAGGCAGCAGAGGCUUUUAAAAAGCUUCAAAAUGCAUAUGAGGUUUUACUCGACUCUGUAAAGCGAAAAGCUUAUGAUGACGAGUUAAGGAGGGAGGAGCUGCUAAACUGCCUCCGUAGGUUUCAAAGUUCUUCUCAAAAGAAUGGAGGUCAUGGUCUCUUCUCCUCUGGAUUUGCUCACUCAGAGACCGACGGUGAAGUUCCUUUGAGAGAUUCGAGGCGAAUAGCCUGCAAAAAGUGCAACGGCUUUCAUCUCUGGUUGCAAACUAGAAAGUUAAAAGCACAAGCAAGAUGGUGCCAGGACUGUAAGGAGUUCCAUCCGGCAAAAGAUGGAGAUGGAUGGGUGGAGCAAUCUUCUCAACCCUUACUUUUUGGGCUAUUGCAGAAGAUGAAUGCUCCUGUUGCGUUUGUUUGUGCUGAUGGCAGAAUUUAUGAUGCCUCAGAAUGGUAUAUCUGCCAGGGAAUGAGGUGCGCACCCAAUACACACAAGCCGAGCUUUCACGUGAACACGAGUGUGACUGCAAAGCAUAAUGCUGGGAAGGGAACUGCUUCUGGACAAAGGGGCGGUCGAGUUCCAGGAUCUAAUGUUGAGGAGACCAUGACAGAAGAAGAAUUCUUGGAGUGGUUGCAGAAUGCAGUGCAGGCUGGCGUUUUCGACAAUUUCAGCAGCGCCUAUGCGGAGAACCAAUCUCCAGGGGGCGGAAGUAGCUCCAAGAGCAGCUUCAGCGGCAGUGGCAACAGUAGUGGCGGUAAGAAGAAGAAAAAGGGGAAGAAACAGUGGUAAGCAAAACCAAUUUGGUAGAUUGUGAGCAAUCUUUAGCCUAAAGUUGGAGAUGAAGCUUCUUAUUUUUGGGGAUGGUCAAGGGUUAAGGAGAGUUUAAUCUGAGUUGAGCAGUAUCCGAAGCAUGGGCAUAACUGCGACAUUAAGCAGGACCUUUCGAUUAGCAGGAGAGGUUGUAUAGCAUUUUCUUUUUAAUAUUGUUCUUUUUCCUAAUCUUGCUUCAUCAGUGAAAUUAGCUGCGAGUUAGACGAGGGGGAGGUUCGACGAUAUUGUAUCGUUAGGAAGUGAAGGCGCCUGGCUGUGAUUUUCACCUGGACAUGGCUAUUUCUUGAAUGAGUAAUUAUGAAAUAUGGAAGUAGUUGCUGGAGAA
Syzygium oleosum is the source of this 2536-nucleotide messenger RNA. RefSeq lists its product as uncharacterized. The transcript is spliced from 9 exons. The record is from RefSeq and is a predicted model, not a curated record. The coding region runs from base 1 to 2169 and encodes 722 amino acids. Lineage: Eukaryota; Viridiplantae; Streptophyta; Magnoliopsida; Myrtales; Myrtaceae.